GGGAAAUCAUGGGAGAGAAGGAGAACACAGAUGAGUUGAUUGAAGCUCAAGCCCGUAUUUGGAACCAUACAUUCAAAUACAUCAAUUCCAUGUCUUUGAAAUGUGUUAUUGAAUUGGGCGUUCCAGAUAUCAUCCAUAACCAUGGCCAACCCAUAAGCCUAUCAGAAUUAGUGGAAGCGCUCCAUAUUCAACCCUCCAAAGCCCAUUGCCUUGGCGUUCUAAUGCGCCUCCUCCAUCAUUCUGGCUUCUUUUCUCAAACUCAACACCAGAAUCAUCAGCAUCAAGAAGUAGUGAAGUAUGGUCUUACACCCUCCUCUCGAUUUCUCCUCAGCCCCAAUACGACGACUUCGACGACGACGACAUUACAAGCCUUACCCUUUGUGUUUCUAGCCCUCCAUCAAGCCAUGAUGGCUCCAUGGGAAACCAUGAGCAGCUGGCUGCGCACUGCAGAUGGCUCUGCCUUUGAAACGGUGCAUGGGAAAUCAAUAUGGAAUUACGUUGCUGAUGAGCCUGAUCUUAGAAAUUUGUUCCAUCAAUCCGUGGCUUAUGAUUCUCACCUGAUUGGGAGGAUCGUGACGAGGCCGGAGUGCCGAGACGUGUUCGAGGGGGUGAAGUCACUGGUCGAUGUUGCCAGCGAUCGAGGCAUUAUAGCCAAUGCCAUAGCGGAAGCAUUCCCACACAUCACUUGCACUGUGUUGGAUCUCCCCCAACAAACCACAAAAGGGUUGAACUUAGCAAUACAAAUUCCACCAACAGAUGCAGUCUUACUCAAGUCAGUUCUACACCAAUGCAACGAUGAAGAAGGCAUACAAAUACUGAAGAAAUGUAAAGAUGCAAUUAGUAGCGCCAAAGGUGGGAAAGUGGUGAUCAUAGAGGCAGUGCUGGAAACGCAGAUGGAAGAUGAGGAGUCAACUGAAACUGAGCUUUGUGGUAAUGCGUUGAUGAUGGCCACUUUCAACAAUACGAAGAGAAAUGAGAGAGAAUGGAAGGAUCUGUUCAUGGCAGCUGGUUUUAGUAACUAUAAGAUAAGUACUUUCUUGGGUUUAAGGUCUCUUAUUGAGGUCUUCCCUUGAAUCUUAUCCUUCACAACGUCUACUACCAAAUCCAAUAAAUUUUAUGCCCUUUUUAGUUAAUGUAUCCAAGAAUAAGAAUGACAAUCCAUCAGAUAAUAAAAGAUUAUUAUUUUGAGAUCAAAAUUA
Molecule: messenger RNA, 1199 nt
Organism: Cucurbita moschata (crookneck pumpkin)
Lineage: Eukaryota; Viridiplantae; Streptophyta; Magnoliopsida; Cucurbitales; Cucurbitaceae
Product: probable O-methyltransferase 3
Exons: 2
Coding region: 9-1073 (354 amino acids)
Biological process (GO): methylation
Molecular function (GO): O-methyltransferase activity; protein dimerization activity; S-adenosylmethionine-dependent methyltransferase activity
Source: RefSeq, a predicted model, not a curated record